AUGCGUGAGGCUGCAGAGCGGAGGCAGCAGCUAGAGUUGGAGCAUGAACAAGCCUUGGCUGUACUCAAUGCAAAGCAGCAGGAGAUUGACCUUCUGCAGAAGGUAAGGUCACCAUGCCAGUGCUAGCGGCACAGGGAGGGGCGGCCCUCUUGUUAGCCCAGACCAGUGCUGGGUCAGAGGUCAAAGAGCUUUGUGUUGAGCACUGCUACAGCUUUGGCGUAUCCUCUUAAAUCUGUCUGUCUGUCUGCCAGCCCCCCAGGCUGUGGGGCGAGAGAGAGAGAGAGUGCUGGAACCAAGCCACUCAGUAACAAGCUCUUUCCCUGCUACGGGGAGCAGACAAUACAACUUUAAAGUUAGAUCAGACUUGACGUUUUUUGUUGGCUUGCUAAAAGGCUGGCCCGGAUGAUUUGACGUUUUGCCUUCCUCCUCUGAGGAGAGGAGCUGAUGUCAAGCAACAACUCAUCUGGAAUCGUCAGCCUCUCGCUCUCUCUUUCACGCUCUCACACUCUCUCCCUCUCGCUCUCUCUCUCUCCGUUUCUCUCUCUCUCUCUCUCCGUUUAACUCUCUCUCCAUCUCUCUCUCUCUCUCUCUUUCUCUCACUGCCUGUGCUACUUAUUUUAGAGUUGGCCAUAAAUACGCUCUGUUUUCUCUCAUUAGCAAAAGGAGCUCAUUACAGCGUUAUCUUUCUAUAGAGACACUGGCUGCUUUCUGCAUCUCUACAAUUAAUUGCCUCCGAAGUGGAUUCAUGAAAUUGGAAAGUCUGCAGAUGUUCUCCUAUUCAUGUGGAACGUUAGUUUUCUCAACAGAUGUUCCCAGUCACAUGAAGUAAACUAGCAUGCAUUAUUUUAUGUUUAUUAUACACUACAGUGGGUUUAUAUCACACAAAGAUUAAUCUUCUAGAAUAGCCCCGCAAUCUAGUUUCAAGAGAGCACUACAGAAGUAUAUUGAAGAUACAUUAUUAAUUGUUUGUUAUAAUUGUUUGAAUGUUUACACACCAUUGUUUUCAUAGAUGGCCUUCAUAACAGCUCAAACACAGCAUUUUCUAACUUGUUUAGUGUUUUUUGGUGCUGUCCAGCCAGUUCCCAAUGGUCUAGUUGUCCAGUUGUUGAGAUCAUGGGUUGUAUGUGUGUUGAAUGUAACACAGAUGUUAUGUUUUACAGGCUCAGGUUGAGGCUAAGAAGGAGCAUGAGGGCGCCGUCCAUCUGUUAGAGGUGAGUGUCUGGGCACUGGGGGGGGGGUGACAGGAGGUUGGCUGGCCGUGUUGUGUGUGCGUGUGCACAUGAGUGUGUGUCUGCUGUUGGAGUGUGUGUGUAUGGGUCAGCCUGCCAGUCGGACAUGUGUGAGCCCGGGGUCAUUUUCUACUGGCUCUGUCUGUGAGACCCUGUGCACUCUGUUGAAGGUUGUGAAUGUGGCAUGCAUAAAGACCAAGACCAGAUGGAAUAAUAGAUUCUUGCCCAUGAUGACUUUAUUUUGAUGAUUUUUAAAGUCUAAACUGUAUACCCAUGUAACUAGCAGUGCAAAAUAAGAACGGAACAGUGCUUUUGAUAUGACACAUUAGCUUUUGUGUUUUUGUAAAUGUGUAUUCAGUAUAUUCAAACAAUAUUAUGUCGACAUACGUCGUUAUUGAUCAUUAUAUUAUUGAAAAUGUGUGGUUGUUUAUUAUUAUUAUUAACAAAUACUUUUGCAUUAGUGCUACAGAAAAUCGUAUGUUUUGAUUUCAAGGUGUGUAUGAGUGUUCGUAUGUGUAAUUGUGCUUAAUUUCUUUCCUACAUCUUUUUUUCACUGUGUUAUUGGUGUGUGUUUUGUGCAUAUACAGAACCACUUGGACAGCAUGCAGGUAUUUCAGAAUUGUUUUUAUUUACUUGAUAUUUUCAUCUCUGCCUGUACAAUACAAUAUACAUCAGGGAUAUAUCCCCCUAGUUUUUGGCUCUUUGGAAGUAAAUUAUGAUGGAAUGACAUUUCAGAAUUGGAAGGGCAACGUUUUGGGGAUUAAAUUGAUAGUCACAUUUUAAGCAUACACCACACCAAAGUGGCAGUCCAUCAAGAGGUCAUUUUCAUAAGCUGAUUUUGAUGGGAGAUAUUGCUUUAGAUUUACAGUGCAUUCGGAAAGUAUUCAGACCCCUACAACCUUAUUCUAAAAUGGAUUAAAUAAAAAAACAUCCUCAUGAAUCUACACACAAUACCCAAUAAUGACAAAGCGAAAACUGUUUUUAAAAAAUGUUAGCAAAUGUAUUUACAUCCCUUUGCUAUGAGACUCGAAAUUGAGCUCAGGUGCAUCCUGUUUCCAUUGAUCAUCCUUGAGAUGUUUCUACAACUUGAUUGGAGUCCACCUGUGGUAAAUUCAAUUGAUUGGACAUGAUUUGGAAACCUGUCUAUAUAAGGUCCCACAGUUGACAGUGCAUGUCAGAACAAAAACCAAGCCAUGAGGUCAAAGGAAUUGUCCAUAGAGCUCCGAGACAGGAUUUUGUCGAGGCACAGAUCUGGGGAAGGGUACCAAAAACGUCUGCAGCAUUGAAGGUCCCCAAGAACACAGUGGAACCCCCAAGACUCUUCCAAGCUGAGCAAUCGGGGGAGAAGAGCCUUGGUCAGGGAGGUGACCAAGAACCCGAUGGUCACUCUGAGAAGAGCUCCAGAGUUCCACUGUGGAGAUGGGAGAACCUUCCAGAAGGACAACCAUCUCUGCAGCACUCCACCAAUCAGGCCUUUAUGGUAGAGUUGCCAGACGGAAGCCACUCCUCAGUAAAAGGCACAUGACAGCCCGCUUGGAGUUUGCCAAAAGGCACCUAAAGACUCUCAGACCAUGAGAAACAAGAUUCUCUGGUCUGAUGAAACCAAGAUUGAACUCUUUGGCCUGAAUGCCAAGCGUCACGUCUGGAGGAAACCUGUCACCAUCCCUAUGGUGAAUCAUGGUGGUGGCAGCAUCAUGCUGUGGGGAUGUUUUUCAGUGGCAGGGACUGGGAGACUAGUCAAGAUCAAGGGAAAGAUGAACGGAGCAAAGUACAGAGAGCAACCUGCUCCAGAGCACUCAGGACCUCAGACUGGGGCGAAGGUUCACCUUCCAACAGGACAACGACCCUAAGCACACAGCCAACACAAUGCAGGAGUGGCUUCGGGACAAGUGUCUGAAUGUUCUUGAGUGGCCCAGCCAGAGCCUGGACUUGAACCCGAUCGAACAUCUCUGGAGAAACCUGAAAAUAGCUGUGCAGCGACGCUCCCCAUCCAACCUGACAGAGCUUGAGAGGAUCUGCAGAGAAGAAUGGGAGAAACUCCCCAAAUACAGGUGUGCCAAGCUUGUAGCGUCAUACCCAAGAAGACUUGAGGCUGUAAUCGCUGCCAAAGUUGCUUCAACAAAGUACUGAGUAAAGGGUCUGAAUGCUUAUGUAAUGUGAUAUUUGUUUUUUAUUUUUAAUAAACUUGCGAACAUUUCUAAAAACCUGUUUUUGCUUUGUCGUUAUAGGGUAUUGUGUGCAGAUUGAUGAGGGGAAAAAAAACAAUUUAAUUCAUUUUAGAAUAACGUAACAAAAUGUGGAAAAAGUGAAGGGGUCUGAAUACUUUCCGAAUGCACUGUAUUUUCAUUUUGAAAACAUGAGAUUCAAGAGCUGAACAAUGUCAUAUACUGGACAUGAAACAAUGGCCAGUCAUUAAUUCAUUGCUAAGGUUUUGUUGUUGUUGCUAGCUGCUGUUCAUAAUUUAUUUAACCUUUAUUUAACCAGGCAAGUCAAUUAAGAACAAAUGCUUACUUUAAAAAGAUGUAUAGUUGUAUUGUUGUUUCAGUUGUUGAAUGUGUGCUUUCCAAAGGCAAGGCUGUCCUGUCCAUAAAAUGAUGACUCACACACGCCUCCUUGAUUCAGCUUGUCAUCAAAGCAUGUGCAUCCACACUCCACUAGGCUCAGAGCCCGCUCUGCUUACCGGACAGUCACUGGGGAAGGGGUUGUCACAGGACAGAACAGAACAGGACACAACAGGACAGAAGGCCUAACUGGGACGUAGGAGAGGCCAUCAGAAAAUCGCUCUCAUCAUCUCUAAUUUUAGUUAUGCCUGAAUUUUAGUUAUGGCAUCAUUCUAAUGUCUGAGGUAUUGUAUUUAGAUGCUGGCAUAAUGGAAACAAUUGCUGUUAUGAGGACGUUCUAACCGUUAUUUCUGGUUGGCGUUGCAUGCAGUGCAGCAUGUUUCACUAGGCUACUACAGUACUGGUCAUACAUCCAGGUGAGGGCUUUAAGAUGGUGAAAGGCUAACCACCCUCUGUGCUAAUGCAUCAACCCAUUGAAUCAUAUGCAGUGAUUACAAAUGCCACUCCUCUUCUAAUAGCAUGUUCACGCGCUGACAAUAACGUGUCUGCAUGAAAGUCACUCAGAGCUGAAAUAAAACGCCACAGACAUUAGGCAUCACUGUGCUUUGGGGAGAGAGUGCCGCAAAUGACAUGGUAGCUUUAGCAAUGCUCCCAGGGUGGUCUGAUGAAGGGGCUGAUUUGGGUUUAUGUGUUGAGGGGUUGGUUAACACUCAACACUUACCCCUGCCCAAGGGAAGAUCUUGAGCUGGGCACCCCUGGGGUUUCUGCUAGGCCUGCCUGUUCUCCCACUGUACCGUAGUCUCCCAUCAACGGGCCAGUGUGGAGAACAGACAGUAUUUCACUGUAGAAAGCCAAGGAUUUGAUUGCAUGGUUCUAUGAUGUUUUUAAUUGCUGUUGCCCCUCUUUUAUCGGCUUCGUAACUCAUGAUGAUGAUUCUUGCCUUUAUUUUACUAUCUAUGUGCAAUGAAGUUGAGGAGCAUUCCCCGCGCUUUGAACACAGUGCAGUUUUUGGUAUGCAUACUUCCUCUUAACAAGAGGCUGCUCUAUAGAAUAAUGUGCAUUAACUGUAGUCCUGCAUGUGAUCUGCAUACUGUGACUAGUUUAGGUGUUUAUGACUGGACUGUAUUUUGCCUGAUAGGAAAUUUAAGGCGUCAACUCCCUUUUCUCAGUAAGGAAUGAACCCCACGUUUUUAAAGUCCAAUAUCUCAUCCUACCUGAUUUUGUGUGUGUAUUUAUAGAAGUAUACAGUUUUGGGUUUCAGAUUUUCUCUUUCUUUCACUUUAUUUCCUUCUGUUACUUUCUUCUCUUUUGUCUCUCUACUUCUUCCUUCCUUUCUCCCUCUCUCUGUCUUACUCCCUCUCUCUGUCUUUCUCUCUCUCUGUCUUUCUCCCUCUCUCUGUCUUUCUCCCUCUCUCUGUCUUUCUCCCUCUCUCUGUCUUUCUCCCUCUCUCUGUCUUUCUCCCUCUCUCUGUCUUUCUCCCUCUCUCUGUCUUUCUCCCUCUCUCUGUCUUUCUCCCUCUCUCUGUCUUUCUCCCUCUCUCUGUCUUUCUCUCUCUCUCUGUCUUUCUCCCUCUCUCUGUCUUUCUCCCUCUCUCUGUCUUUCUCCCUCUCUCUGUCUUUCUCCCUCUCUCUGUCUUUCUCCCUCUCUCUGUCUUUCUCUCUCUCUCUGUCUUUCUCUUUCUCUCUCUCUCGCUAUCUGUCGCCAGGCCAAAGUCCGAGAGCUGGAGGAGAAAUGUCGGACACAGAGUGAGCAGUUCAACCUCCUGUCCAAAGAGCUAGAGAAGUUCCGGCUACAAACUGGAAAGUUUGAUACCCUUGGCAGUGGCACCGAUCCCUUAACUGUGUGUGAAUCCCCCGGAUCGCCCAACAAAUCCCUCUCCCAGCUCCUCAACGGGCUGGCCGCCCCCACAGGGAAAGGUCAGAGGAAUCCCAGAAGAGCUUUGUUUUAGUUUUAGCUGUAUGUACGCCAUAGACCACAGCUCAUAGAAUAUUCAUAAUAAUGUUAUUUCAGUGAUCUGUGAGCUGUAUGUGGAGGUUUGAACUGUUAAAUCAGACAGUGGAAGCAGUGGAAAGCUUUAUUAGAGCAAAAUGCAGCCAAAAUACAUUUUAAAUGAACAAUCCAGGAUUAUGAGGAUGGAAAGACAAACGUGCAGCUGCUCCUGAAAUUGGAGAUCUGGAAAGCAGCGCUUGUGACGUACAUGGAUCAACAUAGAGCAAGUAGCCUAAUGAAAUAAUAAAUCAGGGUACUGUAUGACAUAGCCUUUACCACAGCUUGGCACAUUCUUGUUGUUGACUUAAAUAAAUACAUGCCAAUAAUACUGACCUUUACAUUGGGCAUGUGCCUGGACUCUAACUCUCCUUCUGAUUACAUAAGGAUCUGUAUGUUUUUUAACACUAAUGCAAUUAUUAUUAUUAUUUUCCUAAUUGUUAAUGGGUUGUAUCCAUCUGUUGUUUGUGCUGUGGGUUCUUGCAAUGUUACAAUGUUACAUAUUAUAUAUUACUUUUAAUGGUAUCUAAUCAAAUGAUGUAUGGAUGAUGAUGAUGAUGAUGAUGAUGAUGAUGAUGAUGAAUGGUGAUGAUGACGAUGAAUGACGAUCACAUGAUGAAAUGGAUAAAUAAUAGUAUGUGAUAAAUAGCACUCCAUUUUGGACAUUAUUAUUACACACAGAUAGAAAUAUGAUUUUAGCAGGCGUAGUCAUAUUUCAGAUCUUAGCUGUUCCUUUGUUUUGCCUGCAGGCAAUGAGAGUCCGCUGAGCAGAUCUGUGAUCUCUGAGUUCAUCCGACCGCUCCAGAUCAGUGGGGACAAGCCAGAGCUCGUGUCGGUAAAGCCAACAUUCCUCACCCGCAGCAGCAGCCGAGCUGGCAGCUCCCAACGAGCCCUCCUCACCGAGGUGAGUCCUACUAGGUUUCCCCCUAACACCGUCCGUCUGUCUGUCUGUCUGUCUGUCCCUCCCUCCCUCCACUCUAGCCCUGAUUGUAUAAGCCUAAUGAAGAUGGACCUAAAUAGCUUGAUUGCCAUUUCAAAAAACUCCUCAGAAGAUGGUAACGCAUUAAUUACACUAAUGUUACAUAAUUACAGCAUUUAUUACAUGAUUGCAAAAUUGCUUCCUGUUUUGAAAGUCUAAGCUGAAGUGCCACUCAGUUCGAGAGGCAGGACUGAGGAAACACAGUGAGGCAGAGAGGAUUGGGUGUGAAGAGGCCUAUCUGUUUCCUUUUACUCUCCUCGGCUGGGAGGAUUGUGAGGUUUACCAAGUGUGUAUAGGAGAAGUUUAUAGGCUCUGCCAUCAUCCCACUGAUUUCCACGAUAGUGAGCAUAAAGUGUUUUUUUUUGUGUGAAAAAAAAAGUAAUAUAUUUGGUUGUUUCAUCUCUCAAGGUUUGUUCUCUCUCUCACCAGAUGGACAAAGAACUAAGCUCAACGACUAGGACCAAGAAGAGGUUCACAGGCAAGGUCCGUCUGUGCAUCGCCAGGUACAGGUGAGAGGAGGGAACUGCUUUGAGAUGCCUUACACUACAGUGUCAUAUUAAAAAUGCAUCCCUGCACAGCACUUUUCAGAAGUGUUUUCCACCCACAUUGUCCCACUGAGGUUUGAACUCACCUCUUAAUAAUGAUGCAGUGCUAUGGUCUCACCAAAUAAAAUGAACUGUCAGCUGGAAUAAUUGGAAUCCCCUAGAACAAAGGCAAAUACAUGAAUGGAACCCAGUGCUGUCCACCCUCACUGUUUCUUCCUCUCUCAUUUAGCCUGUUGAAAAAUGUUGCCUGUUGGAAAAUGUUAUAUUUGUUUUUUUAAUGCAGCACUCAGCAAUUCCCCUUUCAUAGAGUUACAUAAGGGUGCAGUGUUUGUGGCAAAAUGUUUACUGUGCUUGGAUUUGUUUGGAAUUGCUCGGAUACUAUUUAGCUAGGCUACUGUGCUUUUCCAUCACAAUGUCGUCAAGUUUUGACAGAAGCUAAUUGUCCAUACACAGUUCCUAAUAUUGUGUUUAAUAAUUGUCCCAUUUUGAACCUGGGUUUUGAACCUUUUUGAACCUGAAUUCAUCAUCUAGCCUGAGAUAAUUGGACACAUUUCCACUUGUGUUGGGUUAAGAGGAGCAACACAGCGAGUUCAUCAGCUUGAUUCUGUUGUACUCUACUCUUUCUUUCCCCCAGUUAUAACCCCUGUAAUGGGCCCAAUGAGCAUCCUGAGGCAGAGCUCCCCCUAGUGGCAGGGAAGUACCUCUACGUGUAUGGGACCAUGGAUGAUGACGGCUUCUAUGAAGGUCUGAUUACUCACUGUAUUUUACCCUCUCUGUUAAAAACCAAUUUGCAUGAUUUAAAAAUAAUUAUUUCAGAGCAGAAUGAUUGUUGUUGCUAAGCGACAGCAUGGCUUAUGGGAUGUAUUUACUGUAUGGGCAUUAGAUGAGACGAGGAUUAGGCAGUUGUGGAUCAAUCCGUGCUAAUGUGGCUUUUACGAUUGUCAUCUCUAGUCUUCACUGUACUGUACUCGGAGAGUUGUUGUUAAUACUACUUACUGCUCUUCACUGUGAGUGUUGUUGUUAAUACUAGUUACUGCUCUUCACUGUGAGUGUUGUUGUUAAUACUACUUACUGCUCUUCACUGUGAGAGUUGUUGUUCAUACUACUUACUGCUCUUCACUGUGAGUGUUGUUGUUAAUACUACUUACUGCUCUUCACUGUGAGUGUUGUUGUUAAUACUACUUACUGCUGUUCACUGUGAGUGUUGUUGUUAAUACUUCUUACUGCUCUUCACUGUGAGUGUUGUUAUUAAUACUACUUACUGCUCUUCACUGUGAGUGUUGUUAUUAAUACUACUUACUGCUCUUCACUGGGAGAGUUGUUGUUAAUACUACUUACUGCUCUUCACUGUGAGUGUUGUUGUUAAUACUACUUACUGCUCUUCACUGGGAGAGUUGUUAUUAAUACUAAUACUUACUGCUUUAUCUCUAUUUCUCUGUUCAUCAGGAGAGCUGCUGGAUGGACAGCAGGGACUUGUCCCUUCCAACUUUGUGGACUUUGUUAAGGACGAGAAGAUGCCCUCUGCUCAGCACAGGGAUGGGGCCAAAGAGUCAGGCUACCUCAGUAGUAACCACAGCAGCCUGGGCUCCACAGGGCUGGGCAGCAUGGGCCUGAGCAGCAUCAGCAGCCUGCUGUCUGACAGUAAACUGGACCUGGGCCCCAGCCUAGAUAGAAACCUGGAGAGAAACCUGGAGAGAAACCUGGGGAGCAACCUCAGUUCCACUUUGGGUUCCACUCACGGUUCCACUCUAGGAAGCCACAUGGGUUCCACUCUGGGCAGCAACAUGGGUUCCACUCUGGGUUCCACUCACGGUUCCACUCACGGUUCCACUCUGGGCAGCAACAUGGGUUCCACUCUGGGUUCCACUCACGGUUCCACUCUGGGCAGCAACAUGGGUUCCACUCUGGGUUCCACUCACGGUUCCACUCUGGGCAGCCACAUGGGUUCCACUCUGGGCAGCCACAUGGGUUCCACUCUGGGUUCCACUCAUAGUUCCAGUCACGGUUCCACUGGCCUGGGUUCCAGUCUGAGCAGCACUCUGACCAGCCUGGGCAGCAGUAGCCUGGGCAUGGACUUCCUGGGCUCUAUGGGUUCCUGCAGCAACGGGACAGGGACCCUGGAUGUCAGCAUUGACGAGAUUGGUGAAAACAUUGUGCCUUACCCUCGCCGUAUCAAUCUGAUCAAACAGCUGGCCAAGAGUGUGAUCGUGUGCUGGGACCCUCCGGUGGUGCCGCCCGGCUGGGGCUCCAUCAGUGGCUACAACGUCCUGGUGGACAAGGAGGUGAGGAUGAGCGUGCCCUUUGGGGGCAAGACAAAGUCGCUUAUCGAGAAGCUCAACCUGGCCACCAAUACCUACCGCAUCUCGGUGCAGAGCAUCACGGAGCGGGGCCCGUCUGACGAGCUGCGCUGCACUCUGUUGGUGGGGAAGGAUGUGGUGGUGGCUCCUUACUAUCUGAGGGUAGACAACAUCACACAGGUCUCUUCUGAGCUCUCCUGGCAGCCUAGCAACAGCAACUACAGCCACACCAUCUUCCUGAACGAUGCUGAGUAUGACAUGGUGAAGGCAGGGGCCUACAAGUACCAGUUCUUCCAACUGAAGCCCAUGACCGUUUACAAGGUGAAGGCCGUGGCGCGGCCACACCAGAUACCUUGGCAGCUGCCCCUGGAACACAGGGACAAGAGGGAGAUCUCUGUGGAGUUUUGCACCCAGCCUGCAGGUCAGCCCUCCUACUAUCUCUUCCUUUCCCCCAUCAUUAAAACCAGUAAAGGCUGCUGAGGGGAGGACGGCUCAUAAUAAUGGCUGGAAUGGAGUGAAUGGAAUGGUAUCAAACACAUGGAAACCAUGGAAACCACGUGUUCGAUGUGUUUGAUAUCAUUCCAUUUAUGCCAUUCCAGCCAUUACUAUGAGCCGUCCUCCUCUCAGCAGCCUCCACUGAUUAAAACACACACUUAGUCAUCAGGUGGCAUUUUGCAUAAUUGUAAAUCAUUUUAA
Molecule: messenger RNA, 10294 nt
Organism: Coregonus sp. 'balchen'
Lineage: Eukaryota; Metazoa; Chordata; Actinopteri; Salmoniformes; Salmonidae
Source: the annotation of a GenBank genome assembly